AUGGGCGAAGAGGUCGAGAAGCACAUCCUGCGCAAGUACGACUUGCUGCAGAAACUCGGCAAGGGUGCGUACGGCAUCGUGUGGAAAGCGCUCGACAAGUCGUCGCGGCAGCCCGUCGCGCUCAAAAAGUGCUUUGAUGCGUUCCGCAACGCGACGGACGCGCAGCGGACGUUCCGCGAAAUCAUGUACCUCCAGGAGCUCCACGGACAUGCCAACAUUGUGCGCCUCUUGAACGUGAUCAAGGCCGACAACGAUCGCGACAUCUACCUCGUCUUUGACUUUAUGGAGACGGACCUCCAUGCCGUCAUCCGCGCCAACAUUUUGGAAGAAAUCCACAAAAAGUACGUGACGUACCAGCUCAUCAAAGCGCUCAAGUUCAUGCACUCGGCGGACCUGCUCCACCGCGACAUCAAACCGAGCAACUUGCUCCUCAACGCGGACUGCCACACCAAGUUGUGCGACUUUGGGCUGUGCCGGUCCGUGUCCGAGGUGAGCGGGCCGAACCCGGUCCUGACCGACUACGUCGCGACGAGGUGGUACCGCGCGCCCGAGAUCCUCCUCGGGUCGACGCGGUAUACGAAAGCGGUCGACAUGUGGGCCGUCGGGUGCAUCGUGGCCGAGAUGGUGUCUGGUCGGCCGACGUUUCCCGGCACGUCCACGAUGAACCAACUCGAGCGGAUCCUCGAAGUCACGGGCGCGCCGACGACGGCCGACAUCGAGUCGAUCAAGUCGCCGUUCGCCGCGACCAUGCUCGAGAGCUUGCCGCCGCCCAAGACGCAAACCCUCGAGGAGCUCCUGCCCAAGGCGACGCCCGACGCCAUUGACAUGAUUCGACAGUGCCUUCACUUUGACCCGACCAAGCGCAUCUCGGCGGACGACGCGAUCAAGCAUCCGUUCGUGACGCAGUUUCAUGUCGACAAGGACGAACCCGUCGCGACCGCGCCGUGCCAAAUCGUAGUCGAUGACAACACCAAGUUUUCGGCCGCCGACUACCGCGACCGCCUCUAUCGUGAAAUCAUCAAGAAAAAGAAGGAGGUGCGCCGGCAGAGCACGCAGCAGCAUGUGCCACCAGAUGCGCCUGGUGCCACGGCGGCGGCGGCACCAGUCAAGUAA
Messenger RNA from Aphanomyces invadans, 1113 nucleotides. Its product is annotated as CMGC/MAPK/ERK7 protein kinase. Gene Ontology annotation, cellular component: nucleus; cytoplasm. Gene Ontology annotation, biological process: protein phosphorylation; intracellular signal transduction. Bases 1 to 1113 code for a protein of 370 amino acids. The transcript is spliced from 4 exons. Gene Ontology annotation, molecular function: ATP binding; MAP kinase activity. The record is from RefSeq and is a predicted model, not a curated record. NCBI's taxonomy places the organism in Eukaryota, Oomycota, Saprolegniomycetes, Saprolegniales, Verrucalvaceae.